ACUAAUGUACUUAUGAAGAGUGACGUCAUUGGGCGAUUAGCUGAGGACAGAUGCACGAGUGAGCCGCUUUAAAAACAUGAAGCUCAUGAACACACUUGUAAAGCGAAAGAUACAGCAAGAAGUUGGAAGUUAAGUUCCUUGGAUGAAAUAAUAAUCAGGAGUUUCAGCAGAUAUCAGGUACAAUGCAGCCUGCACAUAGAUACAGUAUCCAUUAGACUGGGAUUUAUGGGAUUGGCCAUCUGGAAAUACUCGUCUUCAUUACUGAAAUAUCCCAAGAACAUUGACUCUCGUGUCUUGAGAAAAGCUCAAAAAUACUCAGUGCAAUAGCUGAUUCACACUCCCAGGAAUAAACAAGCUAAAGGCGAAAUGAACUCUGUGAUGAAAAAGUCCCUGGGCGCCCCCAUCCGACACAUGACCAGUUGUGUGACAGGGGUUCAGGACGGCUUCAGUAGAAAGAGCAAGACUGUCCGGAGGAAGAGCGCUCCGUGUUGCUACGGUCAGACCGCACACGACUCGUCUUGGAUAAGGGCCUACCAAACAGAACUGCACAGGGAAAGGAAAUUAAGGCAAGUGAAAUUUGCACAGAAGAACGCAGAGAGGGCCGCGAUGAGGGCGCAUUACAAAAGUCCACACCGCUACUCAAAGACACCGGUUCAGAGGACACAGGUAAAAAGCAAGAUGGCCUCCAAAAAUGAUGACUCUCUUUUUGGUGCCUUUCAAGGGCUCAGUCUCAACAUGGGUGGAGCCCAGUCUUCAAUGCCAACAGCAACAAGUGCAGAUCAAUGUAAAGUCAUGUAAUGGCAGACAAGAAAACCAAUUUAAACCACUGUAUCUCGGAUAAUGUGACAUGUCUGAUUACCCUUAGGGUUUCUGAGCCAAUUUGUUUUUUAUUGUUAAUACUGUAUGACUAUGUAAGUCCUACCUUAGCUUUAUUUAUUUAAUUUACCUACAGGUUUCUAUUAAACAGUAAUAUAUAUUUUACAAGAACAUAUGUAAGUGUAUAAGCUUUUUGACAUCUUUGUAAACUUUUGUUAUUUAUUUGAUAAAUGUUAAACAUGGA
Messenger RNA from Misgurnus anguillicaudatus (oriental weatherfish), 1060 nucleotides. RefSeq lists its product as uncharacterized. The record is from RefSeq and is a predicted model, not a curated record. Gene Ontology annotation, biological process: neurotransmitter transport; regulation of neurotransmitter secretion; synaptic vesicle exocytosis. Gene Ontology annotation, molecular function: syntaxin binding. Lineage: Eukaryota; Metazoa; Chordata; Actinopteri; Cypriniformes; Cobitidae. Gene Ontology annotation, cellular component: terminal bouton; SNARE complex.